AUGGAUACAAAUGUUCCACAGUGUUCUCAAUGUAUGGGGAAAGUAGAAUUCUACUGCAGAACGUGUAAUCAGGACCUAUGUGAUUCUUGUAAGGAGAAACAUGUAAUAGACCUCGACACAAAAUAUCACGAUGUAGGGAUUGAUGGCUUAAGAUAUGAUGACUUCAUCAUGCAUGAGCUAGAAAAUUGUGAAAAUCACCAAGCCCGACAACUAAACAAAUGUUGCUUGUCAUGUGAACGUCUUAUCUGUGCCGAGUGUGAUGGACACCAAGAUCAUGAAAUACUAGAUAUAGGUUAUGAACAGCUGUUAAUCAGGAAGGAGAAGAAGGUACAAUUUCUUUUACAUGUAAAGAAAAACCCUUACCCAAAUGUAAAGGGCUUUCCUGCUACCUCCAAUUUCUUCCUGAGUAAAAGGAGUGAAAUCAACAAAGAAGAUAUAACAAAGUUACUGUUGGAAAUAACUAUUGACACAAAAGAGAGACAAGUAGGUAACGAACAGCUUCUGGUACGGAUGCCUUCACCUGUGUUAAAGAAAUCUUUUCCAGUGGGGGAAAGUGUUUAUCAUAUGUCCUUUGCAACAACAGACAUGAUUUGGAUCAGUGAUCAGUAUGGAUUUACCAUCCUGACAGACACAACUGGUGACCCUUUAUGCGUUCUUUUAAAUAACAUGGAACCAUGGGUUGCAAAAUGUGUCUACAGCUCCCACUCCAACGGAGAUUUACUAGUUGGGGUACUACGAUACGACAGGGAUAAAAAUAAACCAACAAAGGCCAAGGUGGUGCGGUAUAUCAGAACAGGAAAGAAAUACAAAUACAAACAGGUCAUUGGUGACGAGAACAAGGAUAAGAGACUGUAUGGACACCCUUUAUACAUCACCGAAAACCAUAACGGAGAUAUUAUUGUGUCUGAUCAAUACCAUGCUGUAGUGGUUACAAAUCGAAAAGGUAAACAUCGCUUCUCAUACACAGGACCUCCCAAAUAUAAAACAGAUGAGUUCUCCUUCAAGGGACCUCUGCCAAGAUCACGACUUUUGCCCUUAGGACUGUGUGUAGACGCACUGUCAAAUAUCCUUGUGUCUGAUGCUAACAGCAAAACAAUUCAAAUUAUAGAUAAAGAUGGUCUCUUCAUAUCACAUUUUUUUACUGAACAAAGAUGGAAAAACGCUCCAAGGGCUCUUUGUUACAACAACAAAAAUCACCUUCUCUUGGUUGGAACAAGCGAUCAUAACGAUGAAAUAUGCAUAUACAGAUACAUACAGAGAAAGGAGGUUGACUAA
Saccostrea cuccullata (small rock oyster) is the source of this 1275-nucleotide messenger RNA. RefSeq lists its product as uncharacterized. Gene Ontology annotation, biological process: negative regulation of translation; protein polyubiquitination; proteasome-mediated ubiquitin-dependent protein catabolic process. NCBI's taxonomy places the organism in Eukaryota, Metazoa, Mollusca, Bivalvia, Ostreida, Ostreidae. Bases 1 to 1275 code for a protein of 424 amino acids. Gene Ontology annotation, molecular function: translation repressor activity; protein binding; zinc ion binding. The transcript is spliced from 3 exons. The record is from RefSeq and is a predicted model, not a curated record.